AAUAUAAAACAAUGUUGCUGGAUUGACAAGAAGCUUAAAACGUUGUCGUAGAAAGCCCAAAAAAUGCAGGCAACAUCGUUUGGCAACAGCUGAGUACAAUGAAUUAAAAGAUUUUGAUACCUUUCCUUCUCUGCAAAACGACAUCUACAGGGAAAUAUGUACCAGUGGAGGAAAUUCGAGUUCUUCGAAGAGAAAUACGGAGGAAAAAGCAAGAUUCCUGAGGAUGUAAGUGGUAAUAUAAAUUGUUGCUCUAGCGGUAGAGGUAAAGUCGUGAUCGGCUCCGAUGAAGGCCACGUUAGCUUACUCGAUCGCGGACUUCACUUCAAUUUUUCAUUUUUAGCUCAUUCCUCUUCUGUUCUCUUUCUCCAGCAACUUAAACAAAGAAACUUCCUUGUAACUGUUGGUGAAGAUGAACAAAUUGCUCCACAACAAUCUGCAAUGUGCCUCAAGGUUUUUGACCUUGAUAAAAUGCAGCCAGAGGGAACAAGCUCCAUCGUACCUGAUUGUAUUGGAAUAUUGCGGAUUUUCACCAAUCAGUUUCCUCAUGCAAAGAUUACGUCAUUUCUAGUACUAGAGGAAGCUCCUCCAAUCCUACUUAUAGCUAUUGGAUUAGAUAAUGGAUGUAUUUAUUGCAUCAAAGGGGACAUUGCAAGAGAACGUAUCACACGUUUCAAGCUCCAGAUUGAUAAUAAUAAUGUUUCAGACAAAAGUAGUUCUUCCAUUACCGGUCUUGGAUUCAGAGUGGAUGGUCAAGCCCUUCAAUUAUUUGCUGUAUCACCAAAUUCUGUUAGUCUCUUUAGCUUGCAGAGUCAACCACCUAGACGCCAAUUGCUAGAUCAGAUAGGAUGCAAUGUCAAUAGUGUAGCAAUGAGUGAUCGCUCGGAGUUGAUAAUUGGUCGGCCUGAAGCUGUAUAUUUUUAUGAAGUUGAUGGGCGUGGUCCUUGCUGGGCAUUUGAGGGAGAGAAGAAAUUUGUAGGGUGGUUUCGUGGUUACCUUUUAUGUGUUAUCGGAGAUCAAAGAAGUGGUAAAGAUACUUUCAAUAUUUAUGACCUGAAGAAUCGUUUAAUAGCUCAUAGUCUAGCGGUUAAAGAAGUUUCUCACAUGCUUUGUGAAUGGGGUAACAUAAUACUUAUAAUGAACGACAAAUCAGCUUUAUGCAUUGGGGAGAAAGAUAUGGAAAGCAAGUUAGAUAUGCUCUUCAAGAAAAAUCUUUAUACUGUUGCUAUCAAUCUUGUUCAAAGUCAGCAAGCUGAUGCUGCUGCAACUGCUGAAGUGCUAAGGAAAUAUGGAGAUCAUCUUUAUAGCAAACAAGAUUAUGAUGAAGCUAUGGCCCAGUAUAUCAGCACUAUUGGUCACCUUGAACCUUCAUAUGUAAUACAAAAGUUUCUGGAUGCACAAAGAAUUUACAACCUUACAAAUUACUUGGAAAACUUACACGAGAAGGGGCUUGCUUCUAAGGAUCAUACGACACUUCUCUUAAACUGCUAUACCAAGUUGAAAGAUGUUGACAAGCUGAAUGUAUUUAUUAAAAGUGAGGAUGGUGUUGGAGAACAUAAGUUUGAUGUGGAGACUGCGAUACGGGUAUGCCGUGCUGCCAAUUACCAUGAGCAUGCAAUGUAUGUUGCUAAGAAGGCAGGGAGGCAUGAAUUAUAUUUGAAGAUCUUACUUGAAGACCUUGGCAGAUAUGAUGAGGCCUUACAAUAUAUUUCGAGCCUUGAACCAAGUCAGGCUGGUGUUACCGUGAAGGAAUAUGGUAAAAUUCUCAUAGAGCACAAACCAGCUGAGACAAUUGAGAUACUCAUGAGGCUCUGCACUGAGGAUGGGGAGUCAGCAAAAAGAGGAUCUUCAAGUGGUGCAUACUUAUCUAUGUUGCCAUCACCUGUUGAUUUUCUCAAUAUUUUCAUCCAUCACCCACAAUCUCUUAUGAAUUUUCUUGAAAAAUAUACUGACAAGGUAAAGGACUCUCCUGCUCAAGUAGAAAUUCACAAUACACUCUUGGAACUGUACCUGUCAAAUGAGAUGAACUUCCCUGCAGUAUCACAAGCUAGCAAUGGUGUGGAUAUUUCUCUCCAAGCUAAAUCAGGGGCAGGUAGGAAAUCCAAAGCUAAAUCAAAUGGGAAAGUAAUUGCUGAUCGAAAAGAUAUAUAUAAGGAAAAGGACCGUGUAGAAAGGCAAGAGAAAGGACUUCUUUUGCUUAAGAGUGCAUGGCCAGCUGAUCAGGAGCAUCCCCUUUAUGAUGUUGAUCUUGCUAUAAUUCUCUCUGAGAUGAAUGCAUUUAAAGAAGGCCUAUUGUAUCUCUAUGAGAAGAUGAAACUUUAUAAAGAGGUUAUUGCUUGCUACAUGCAAGCCCAUGAUCAUGAGGGAUUAAUUGCAUGCUGCAAAAGGCUGGGGGAUUCAAGUAAGGGAGGUGAGCCAUCUCUUUGGGCAGACCUGCUAAAAUAUUUUGGUGAACUGGGAGAAGAUUGCUCCAAGGAAGUGAAGGAAGUUUUGACUUAUAUAGAAAGGGAUGACAUCUUGCCUCCUAUUAUUGUUCUUCAGACUCUGUCCAGAAAUCCAUGCCUCACACUCUCUGUCAUCAAGGACUAUAUAGCUCGGAAGCUUGAACAAGAAUCGAAGCUGAUUGAAGAGGACCGGCAAGCAAUUGAUAAGUAUCAGGAGGACACAUUGGCAAUGAGAAAAGAAAUUCAUGAGCUUAGGACCAAUGCGAGGAUCUUUCAACUCAGCAAGUGUACCGCUUGCACUUUCACUCUUGAUCUUCCUGCUGUACAUUUCAUGUGCAUGCAUUCAUUCCAUCAGCGUUGCCUUGGUGAUAAUGAAAAAGAAUGCCCUGAAUGUGCUCCCGAGUACAGAGCUGUUAUGGAAAUGAAGAGAAGUCUUGAGCAGAAUUCCAAAGAUCAAGAUCAGUUUUUUCAGCUAGUGAAAGGUUCCAAGGAUGGAUUCUCCGUGAUUGCAGAGUAUUUUGGAAAAGGGAUCAUUAGCAAAACUAGUAAUGGCACCUCAGGAGCUCUUAGAUCAGGCAGCACGUCUUCCAGCAGUGGUUUCUGAGGUGUUUUGAGUGUUCAGAUGUUAGAGUCUUAUGCAUUUCUUGCAAGUUUCUGCUGAAUGUUGUUUGGUAUUCCUUGCUGGGGUUUAGCUGAGCUACAAUUGUUGUUUCAUUGUCAGAUCAACCAAUAUUUGUUUCACCAGAUUGAGUUCACUGUCAGAGAGCAAAAAUGCUUUGCUGCCACAGACCGCAUUUAAGAGAUGCAUCUAAGGUUCUCACCUGCGUUUUGUUUUUUGUUAAAAUUAUACUUGGAAUCUCCUUGGAGGGCAACAACAAAUUAAGAACAUAAUAUAUUCAUGCUGCUGCGGUUCACUGCUGUACGAUCUUUUUUGCUUGGUUUCUCCCAACAAGAAGUUUGUUUGACACUCUAUUUGUCCUUCCUGAUACAAACAGCAAAUUUUGUCGGACAUCUUCACUGUAAGGUUUUCCAAGCGUGUGAUUGGGUUAUGUAUAGGUGAUAUUUCAUUGUACUGUUAAUAUAUUUUAAGUAGGCAGUAGAGCCUGCAAUCAGUAAAAUUUCAAAGCAACUGGGGUAUGCUAUUUCACUUCUAGUAGACAAACAUCCCCUUUCUAGGUUUUGCUUGAUUUUAAUCACAGAUAGGGGUUGAUAUCAUGUUCUUUUAUCUUGACAAUUAGCCCAUGACGCCAUCUAUAUAGUUUUUCAUUUCGGACUUGA
This is a messenger RNA of Ricinus communis (castor bean), 3719 nucleotides long. Its product is annotated as vacuolar protein-sorting-associated protein 11 homolog. The record is from RefSeq and is a predicted model, not a curated record. The transcript is spliced from 6 exons. Gene Ontology annotation, cellular component: endosome; HOPS complex. The coding region runs from base 157 to 3045 and encodes 962 amino acids. Gene Ontology annotation, biological process: vesicle-mediated transport; vacuole organization; endosome organization. Gene Ontology annotation, molecular function: protein binding; protein-macromolecule adaptor activity. NCBI's taxonomy places the organism in Eukaryota, Viridiplantae, Streptophyta, Magnoliopsida, Malpighiales, Euphorbiaceae.